Conger conger (European conger) is the source of this 1946-nucleotide messenger RNA. RefSeq lists its product as uncharacterized. Gene Ontology annotation, biological process: positive regulation of T cell proliferation; cell surface receptor signaling pathway; T cell costimulation. The coding region runs from base 2 to 1510 and encodes 502 amino acids. NCBI's taxonomy places the organism in Eukaryota, Metazoa, Chordata, Actinopteri, Anguilliformes, Congridae. Gene Ontology annotation, cellular component: external side of plasma membrane. The record is from RefSeq and is a predicted model, not a curated record. The transcript is spliced from 5 exons.
AAUGGCAUUCAACGACAAAACGUUUUCUGUAGAAGCCACAACCGCACAAAGCUCAUCCAAAACUGGAUGUUCUGGUUGUACAGUUGUUGGAGAGCUGACCAUGGAAACCAUGCUGGUCUGUGUCUGGCUGGUCAGCAGUCUGAUUCAAACGAUCUCAGGAUGUUCUCUAUCUGCACCCGGAGGAGUCACUGGGUACACAGGAGGCUCUGUGGUCCUGUCUUGCUUCUGCACUAGUGGAGGGACAAUACCGGGAUCUGCCAGAUGGUUUUUUUUUCCAAGUUCUUCUGUUAUCACAGUUUGGUCGCCUAAUGAACUGCACAACCUCUACAAAGACCGGGUCUCGAUUUCUGACUUCCGUGGAAACCUGUCUCUCCGUCUCUCAGAUCUCACUCUGUCAGAUGGGGGAAGAUACAGGUGUAGUGCAGAUGGACACCACAGAGACAUCAUUCUCACAGUGAAAGGGUGUGUUUUCUCUGAUUCUGGAUCCAUACACAUCACUGGAUUCACAGGACACUCAGUGGUCCUGCCCUGUGCCUGUACUGAUGUGCAGAUCAAACCUAAACAGAUCAAAUGGACUGCAGACCUAGGAAACCAAAACACUGUUAUAUUUCCACAAGGUCCUACCAGUGGCAAUGAUCGCUACAAAAACAGAGUGCAGCUGUUGGACUCUUUUUCCCCUGGAAACCUGUCUCUCCGUCUCUCAGAUCUCACUCUGUCAGAUGGGGGACUAUUCAGGUGUGAAGCUGAUGGACUCUACAGAGACAUAAGACUCACAGUGAAAGGGUGUGUUUUCUCUGAUUCUGGAUCCAUACACAUCACUGGAUCCACAGGACACUCAGUGGUCCUGCCCUGUGCCUGUACUGAUGUGCAGAUCAAACCUAAACGGAUCAAAUGGACUGCAGACCUAGGAAACCAAAACACUGUUAUAUUUCCACAAGGUCCUACCAGUGGCAAUGAUCGCUACAAACACAGAGUGCAGCUGUUGGACUCUGUCUCCCCUGGAAACAUGUCUCUCCGUCUCUCAGAUCUCACUCUGUCAGAUGGGGGACUAUACAGGUGUGAAGCUGAUGGACACUACAGGGACAUCAGACUUAUAUUGAAAGAAUCUGAGAAAGUGCCUAAAACCAAUGUGCCUAAAAAACAACCACCAACCAAGACUACAACUACAACUAAACCAGCAUCCUCACAUGAAAAGAAGAUCCCCGCUGGAAAGGAGGAGGCCCCUGAAGAUCAGAACAACACCUUGUUUGUGGCCAUUGCUGUUGUUGCUGUGGUCACAUUGUUCACAGUGUGUGGGGCUGUGUUUUACUGCAGAGUUAGAGGCAGGAAAAGUACACGUGUUGAGUCUAGAGGGCCAAAUGAGAAGAGGGCCAAGGAGCAGGAGGAGGACCCUGAUUCAGUGACGUAUUCUACCGUCAUGCACAGAGAAAAAGACAAAAACACAAAGAGCCAAAAUCAAACUCCUGCUGAAGACACUACAGAAUAUGCUGCUAUAAAAUUUCAUACUUAAUUUCAUGAAUGGCAUAGUUGUAUAGACACACACACACACAUACACACACACACACACACACACACCAUGGAUAGGUACACACGGACAUCGGUAGUAAAUAGGUUUGCCGCAAAAAGAUACUUUUAUGUGAAACCACUCCUUACUGUUGUUUAAACCAUGCAGCGUUUGUGAAUUGUGUCAGACGCACAUGGGUCUGGGGAUAUAGAGUCAUUUUACAUUCAGCUUUUUAUUUUUGAUUAAGCACAGCUAGUGAACCCACGAGUUCAGCAUUAUAGGUGAGGGUGAGCCAAUGUUUAAGCAGAGGUGUCACCAGUUUUUGGAAAAAUUUGGGCGGUGACUCUGCUGUCCUGACGUAGUGGGCAGUUCGUUCCAUCACUGGGGGCGUGGAUACAGUAAGGGGCCUGUGUAUAUAGUACGGGGCCUGUGUAUACAUUAA